This is a messenger RNA of Entelurus aequoreus (snake pipefish), 4801 nucleotides long. Its product is annotated as huntingtin-interacting protein 1-related protein-like. The transcript has 33 exons. Bases 681 to 4514 code for a protein of 1277 amino acids. Gene Ontology annotation, molecular function: phosphatidylinositol-3,4-bisphosphate binding; actin filament binding; clathrin-cargo adaptor activity. NCBI's taxonomy places the organism in Eukaryota, Metazoa, Chordata, Actinopteri, Syngnathiformes, Syngnathidae. Gene Ontology annotation, cellular component: clathrin-coated vesicle; actin cortical patch. Gene Ontology annotation, biological process: actin filament organization; endocytosis; clathrin coat assembly. The record is from RefSeq and is a predicted model, not a curated record.
AAGCCUUUUUUUAUCAGAUACCAAAAGUUGCAAUCUUUAUCGUCGUUGUUCUAUACUAAAUCCUUUCAGCAAAAAUAUGGCAAUAUCGCGAAAUGAUCAAGUAUGACACAUAGAAUAGAUCUGCUAUCCCCGUUUAAAUAAAAACAUUUAAUUUCAGUAGGCCUUUAAGGGGCCCUGGCCUUGGAACGUCGGAGGACCACAAACUCGUUUUGCUAGCAGAACGACCUGUUUCCAUGCAUCAAAAAUCUCCCGUGCAGUCCGGGUGUGUUCCGACGCCCGUCGUCUUUCAGAGCGCCGAGACUCCGCCCAAAGGGGGCGGGGUUUGAGGCGUCCUGACAGCGACCGGCUUUCCUUUGGGCCGCAAACGUCACAUUUUCACCUCGUCGUCGUUCAGCCAAGUGUGGCGUUAACCUCUGGAUAGUCGGUCCCUCCUGGUUUGAGUUCUCUAGUGGUUUCUGAUGGCAUCUUAAAGGGAAGAAUCCGUUUUUUGAAGUGAGGUGUGGAACCAGUCGGGCAGGGUGGAUUGGUGCUUCAUGUUGGGUUUCCUGGAUUUUGAUGCACUAAAGACGCUUCCGGAAGGCUGCAGGACUUGACUGGAGCAAAGGGCAAGGGCUAUUUUUCCUUCUUGUUGGACCUGUGUGUGUGUGUUGUGUGCUUUGUAAGUCCUUCCAGUCAGCAAGAUGAGCAAAACGAAGAACAAAAGUGAGAACAAGACAGAAAAAGCUUUAGCGGCUGAAAAGGGGCAAUUUGGGAAACAACAGCUGCACAACAUCAGCAAGUCUCUCACCGCCAACGAAGCGCCGCCCAAGUCCAAGUACGUGCGCAACAUCCUCCUGGGGACGCACAAGGAGGGCGGUGCCGCCACCUUCUGGUCGUACACCCUCAACCUGCCGCUGUCCAGCAACGCCAUCGUCAGCUGGAAGUUCUGCUACGUGCUGCACAAAGUGCUCCGAGACGGCCAUCGCAAUUGCGUCCGAGACUCGCACAGGUACUGCCGCAACGUGAAGGACAUGGGGGCACUGUGGGGCAACUUGCACGACCGAUACGGCCACAUCGUCGCCCUGUCCGCCAAGUUCCUCUGCCUCAAGAUGGCGUUCCACGGCAAGCACAAAACCAUUCCUGGCAACCUGGAGGCCUCGGACGAGACGUUGCACCGGGAAGCGGGAGGCGACAUGGACAACGUGCUGGAUAUGACGCAGGAGCUGUUGGAUUGUUUUGAAGCUGCGCUGAAGAUGUCCGAGACAGUCUUCCGCCAGCUGGACACCAACGGAGCCAAAGCCAACACUCCGGCCGGACAGUGUCGACUCAUCCCGCUCAUCCCGCUCAUCCCGGAGUGCAGCUUCCUCUACCACUUCUGCGUCAUCCUGCUCUUCAAGCUGCACAGCCGCAUCGCGCACGACGUUCUUCUUGGACACAGAGAUAGAUUCCGGGAACUGUUUAACAGCCUCAAGCAGUUCUUCGACAGAGCCAGAGAGAUGGAGUUCUUCAAAAGUAUCAUCCAGAUCCCGGAUCUCCCGGAUGCUCCUCCCAACUUCCUGCGUGCCGCCGCCUUGGCCGAGUAUAAGAGGCCCGUGGUGGUGAUGGCCAACGAAGAUCGCUUUGGUGUUGAAGAUCCGCAACCGGAGCUUAAGGACUCGCAACAGUACUUCACGCUCAGUCAGAUGGGAGUGCCUGAGGUGGACCAGUGGGAGCAGCAGGGGGCGGAGAACCAGAUUCUGAGGAGAGAACUCGACGUCCUGAAACCAGAACUCGAGCUCAUCAAGUCUGAGGCUCAGAGGUGUGUCACGGAGCUCCGGGGCCAGGUGAAACACCUGGAGGCGGAGGUGGAGGAGCAAAGCACCCACAAGCAGAUGGCCCAGGUGGAUAACGAACACCUGCGGAUGGAGGUGGAGGCACUGAGGAGCGCCAACAUGGCAAGCGCCGGCGCUCAGCUCGGCUUCAAGGAGGCGGACGGCCGAGCGCAGGCGGCAGAGUUCCGGUUCACUCAGCUCAAGGACAAGCACGCCGAGCUGGUGACGAGCCACGCCGACCUCAUGAAGAAGAACGCAGACACGGUGAAGCAGCUGGCCCUCACCAAACAAGACCAGGACGGCUUGUGGCGGGCCAAGCAGAAUCUGGAAAGCGAGCUGGAAAGCCUGCGUCAGGAGACAAGAAACUUGAUGGCUCACCAGCAGAAUGAGGCGGACCGCCGGAACAAAGAACUCCUCGACCAAAGAGCCGAGAUGGCGCUUCUUCGCAGCGCCUUGGAGAACAAGGAGAUGGAGGGGUCCCAGGCCAGCAGCAGCAUGUCCGCUCUGCAGGCGGAGCGCGACAUGCUGCUCCGCUCCGCCAGAGAACGAGACGCCGAGCUGUCGGCGCUGAGGCAGCAGCAGAGCGCCGCCGGCCUGGACUGGGAGCGCCUCAACCGGGAGCUGGAGUCUCUCAGGGCUCAGCUGCAGCAGCAGCUCAACAUCAACGCCCAGCAGAAGGUGGAGCUGGACAGGCUGCGCCGCGAGUUGGACUUGGCCCGGGCCGAGCUGGCCCGCGUCAACAACACCCUGCAGAGCCAAGAACUGAGCGGCACCCAGCUGAGCAGCUCGCUGGCGGGCCUGCAGGCAGAGAGGGACGCGCUGAUGCGGUCGGUCCGGGAUCAGGAGGCGGAGCUUAACGGCCUCCGCCAGCAGGCGCAGCUCCACCAUAGCUCCAUGGAGCAGGAGAGGCAGCGCAGCAGCAUGGAGCUGGGGAGUCUGCACGCUCAGUUGCAGCAACAGGCCUGUCGGGAAGGCGAGCUGUCCAAAAAACUGCAGGAGGAGCAGUUCUGCCUGCUGCAGUGCGCCGUGGUGGAGGCCGAGGGCAUCAUCCUGGACGCUGUGGCCAAACUGGACGACCCCAUCCACGUCCGCUGCAUCAGCUCGCCCGAUUAUUUGGUGAACCGUGCUGAGAUCACUCUGGGCUCAGUGGACAAAAUGCAGCAGAGUCAUUUGGCCUACCUGGGAAACAGGAAUGACGCCAGCGGCCUGCUGAGAGCCGUCACUCAGUUCUCCCACAUGGCGGCCGACACCAUCGUGAACGGCGGCGCCACCUCUCACUCGGCUCCCACGGACCAGGCCGACCGUUUGACCGACAGCUGCCGGGACUGCUCCAAUCACUGCCUCCGGUUCUUGAAGGACCUGAAGCAGCAGGCCACCUUGCAGAGGGCCGACUCCGCCGCCAUACGCUACGCCGUCCAGCGCAUCCUGGCUUUGGGGCAGGAGCUGCGUCCAAAGGGGCAGGACGUCCUCAAGGAGGAGCUGGGAGACAUGGUGGACAAGGAGAUGCUCGCCACGUCCACCGCCAUCGAGGAGGCGGUGCUGCGUAUGGACGAGAUCCUGUCCCAGGCCAGGAGGGACACCAGCGGUUUGAAGCUGGAGGUCAACCAGAGCAUCCUGGGAUCCUGCUCGGACCUGAUGAAGGCGGUGCACAUGCUGGUCACGGCCUCCACCGACCUACAGAAAGACAUCGUGGAAGGAGGGAGGGGAGCCGCUUCCUCUACAGAAUUCUACGCCAAAAACUCCCGCUGGACCGAAGGCCUCAUCUCGGCGUCCAAGGCCGUGGGCUGGGGCGCCACUCAGCUGCUAGACUCCGCCGACCGGGUGGUGAGCGACGGCGGCACGUACGAGGAGCUCAUCGCCUGUUCGCACGAGAUCGCCGCCAGCACGGCUCAGCUGGUGGCCGCCUCCAAGGUGAAGGCCGACCGCGGCAACAGGAAGCUGUCCACGCUGCAGCAGGCCUCGCGCCACGUCAACGACAUGGCCGCCGUGGUCGUCACCUCCUCCAAGCACGGACAGCGGCAGAUCUCGGACGAAGGGUCGAUGGAUUUCUCCGGAAUGUCACUCAUCAAACUGAAGAAAGAGGAAAUGGAGGCUCAGGUGAAGGUUCUGCAGCUGGAAAGUCAGCUGGAGCAGGAGCGCGUCCGCCUGGGCGAGCUCAGGAAGCGGCACUACGACCUUGGCGCCGGGGAGGACGACAGGGUGAACGGGGACGACAGCUUCCCGCCGCCGCCUCCGCCCACUCUGCUGGACCCCGACACUUUCUCGCCCGCGCAGCCUUCGCCGCAGAGCUUCGCAUCUACCAACCCUUUCGCGCCUGCCGCCGCCACGCCGUCUUUCCCGCCGCCGGGGGCGUACACGCCCACUCAGACGUACACGCCCACUCAGACGUACACGCCGCCUCAGCCUUACACGCCAUCACAUUCCUACACGCCAUCACAUUCCUACACGCCACCGCAGUCUUACACGCCGAGCCCCAGCCUCAAUUACGUCGCACCUCAGACCUUCUCAUCCUCCCAACCUUCCUCAUUGACGUCCAGCUUCUCCCAGCCGCCAUCCCAGUUCCAUACCGCCAGCGCCGCCACCACCACAACCACGCCGACCACAGACGCGAAGGGCUUGGACAAACUCGGCCUCAACUUGAGGAAACCCAGCAUCUUCAGCAAAUCUGGAAACCUGUUUAAGAACGCGUUCAAGCGACCGGAAGCCAGAAAUGAAGAAUCUUGAGGCCCCCCGCAGAGGAAACACGUGUCGUAUGAUUUAUUUCUCUUCAACUUUCGCUUUCAUUCCUUCUCAUUUGGCUCCAAACUCUCCCAAAGUUAUCAGGAGAGUUAUGUCGCCCUCUAGCGUUCGAGUGUGACCAUUACAGCAAAAGCACUUUUCUCCUCUUAAUAUUUCUGCACAUUCUCAGACUUAUCAACUCUACUUUUUUUUUUUCCCCUCAUACAUUGGCUGUGUUGCACCACAAAAAAGUCAUUAUUGUACAAUAAAUUCAUAAAAUGUUUGAAAUAUGA